Saccostrea cuccullata (small rock oyster) is the source of this 1753-nucleotide messenger RNA. RefSeq names its product tetraspanin-33-like. The transcript has 7 exons. Gene Ontology annotation, cellular component: plasma membrane. Lineage: Eukaryota; Metazoa; Mollusca; Bivalvia; Ostreida; Ostreidae. The coding region runs from base 72 to 887 and encodes 271 amino acids. The record is from RefSeq and is a predicted model, not a curated record.
AUGAGUUCACAGCCCACAUCCGACUUGGAAUGAUGUCACUCCCACAAUAAACAGGGAAUUUUUCUAUUGAUAUGGGGUGUUUUAGCAAUGAGAGAACUUUAGUCAGCCCCUGUGUCAAGUACACACUCUUUUUCUUCAAUUUUGCUUGUUGGUUAUUUGGUGGAGUUCUUAUAGGCAUCGGUGUGUGGGCAUUUAUUGAGAAGAACAAAUAUUACCAGAAGGACAUUUCUACUGUGUACGAUGUCAUCUUCGACAUUUCAAUCAUCUUCCUCAUCAUUGGAAUUAUCAUCUUCAUCUUGGGCUAUGCAGGAUGUAUAGGGGCACUCAGGGAAAACAUCUGUCUUCUUAAAAUUUAUUAUUAUUCUAUGAUCCUCAUUUUCCUGGUCCUAGUAGUGGGCAUCGUCUUAGCAUUUGUCUUCAGGGACAUUGUCAAGGAAGAAGUGACCAAGAUUUUGCAGGAUAAUCUAAUCACCACAUACCAGGAUGACCCUGAUAAACAGAGUACCAUUGAUUGGAUACAAGAAAAUAUUGAAUGCUGUGGUGUAACCAGUUACAAAGACUGGACCAAGAAUGAGUAUUACAACUGUACAACAGACAAUCCCAGUCCUCUGGCCUGUUCUGUGCCAUACUCAUGUUGUAGAGUACAGGACUCAAUAUCAAGUGGUCUUCCAAACAUUCUUUGUGGAAAAGAAGUCCUAAAAGCAGGAGGGGAUUUGUCCUUGAUUUACACAAUAGGCUGUGUAGAUAUGUUUCUAAACUUGGCAGAGACACAGCUCCCCAUUGUAGGGGGAAUCGUCAUAGGCAUUGCUGUCCCCCUGCUGGUUGCUAUUUGCCUGUCAAGGUUGUUAGAGGGACAGAUUCUGGACCAGAGGAGCAACUGGAGAUGAAGUGAUGAGGUGGCCUAAUCCAAAAGGAAUACUGACAGGUCAACAAAAGUAGAAGAAAAGUGAAAUCUCAUAGUCGUUGUUAUGCAUAAUGAUACCCACAUCUUACCCCUCCAUAACCAUCAGCUUAGCUGACAGUAUAUAUUCAGUGUCAUGUAUUAACAGAAGACUUAAUAAUACAUGUACCGUUAUAUGCAGAGAAUCAUGAAUCAUGACGUUAACAUAAGGAACAUAAAUCUGGGUCAUAGAUUAUGGAGCUUGUUUUUUGUUUUCCUAAUUAUGAUAGACAUGUUCAUAUUCUAGUUUUGUUUUCAGAGCUAAAAUGUUAAUUUGUGUGUAGAUUUAUAAAUUGCCAUAGAAGAAAGAAAUCUCAGAACUGCUGUCAGAUCUCUUAACCAUAACAGCUUUCACUUUGAUUUCAUAUGUAUAUUCCAGAUUUUAUUAUGUAUAUUUAAAAUAUUCAUACAGUAUGUAAAGAACUUGCAAGAAUUAUACAAUACUUUAUGCCUAUCAAUUACCUUAACUUUUGAAACAUCUGAGAUUUUGCAUCAAAUUUUUCAAUAUUAUGUUUAGGGUGAAAGGUAAAAGGUCAUAUUGGAACUAUUGUACUUGCUUUAUAGAAAUUUGAAAUCAACUUGGGCAUUUACGUAUCUCAAACAUAUCUUUAUUUGUUAGAAUCUCCAUUUUCAUGUGCUUUACUAUAUUGAAGACUGUAAAAUCACAUAUUUUCAUGGGGUCAAAAUUUCUUGGUUUCCAUAUCCUCGAAAAGAACAAAAAUUAACCCCCCAUGAAAAUUUGUGAUUUCACAGUAUAUACAUGUAUAUAAUGAAGUGUUAACUCAAUUUAUAAUGCAUAUUUCAACCGUAAAA